Lepus europaeus (European hare) is the source of this 4493-nucleotide messenger RNA. It is a transcript of the gene SRSF1, whose product is annotated as serine and arginine rich splicing factor 1. NCBI's taxonomy places the organism in Eukaryota, Metazoa, Chordata, Mammalia, Lagomorpha, Leporidae. Bases 147 to 893 code for a protein of 248 amino acids. The transcript has 4 exons. Gene Ontology annotation, molecular function: mRNA binding. Gene Ontology annotation, cellular component: nucleus; ribonucleoprotein complex; cytoplasm. The record is from RefSeq and is a predicted model, not a curated record.
CCUCCCCCCCAUAUCCGUGCGCCGAGCUGAUAAAGGCGCCAUUUUGGAGGGGCCGCGGGAGACGUGGUGCCGCUGCGGGCUCGCUCUGCCUUGCGCUAGGCUUGGUGGGAAGGCCCUUUCUCGAGUCCGCGCUUUUCGUCGCCGCCAUGUCGGGAGGUGGUGUGAUUCGUGGCCCGGCGGGGAACAACGACUGUCGUAUCUACGUGGGUAACUUACCUCCAGACAUCCGAACCAAGGACAUUGAGGACGUGUUUUACAAAUACGGCGCUAUCCGCGACAUCGACCUCAAGAAUCGCCGCGGGGGACCGCCCUUCGCCUUCGUUGAGUUCGAGGACCCGCGAGACGCGGAAGACGCGGUGUACGGUCGCGACGGCUAUGAUUACGAUGGAUAUCGUCUGCGGGUGGAGUUUCCCCGAAGCGGCCGUGGUACCGGUCGAGGCGGCGGCGGGGGUGGAGGAGGUGGAGCUCCCCGGGGCCGCUAUGGCCCCCCAUCCAGGCGGUCUGAAAACAGAGUGGUUGUCUCCGGACUGCCUCCAAGUGGAAGCUGGCAGGAUUUAAAGGAUCACAUGCGUGAAGCAGGUGAUGUAUGUUAUGCUGAUGUUUACCGAGAUGGCACUGGUGUCGUGGAAUUUGUUCGGAAAGAAGAUAUGACCUAUGCAGUUCGAAAACUGGAUAACACUAAGUUUAGAUCUCAUGAGGGAGAAACUGCCUACAUCCGGGUUAAAGUUGAUGGGCCCAGAAGUCCAAGUUAUGGAAGAUCUCGAUCUCGAAGCCGUAGUCGUAGCAGAAGCCGUAGCAGAAGCAACAGCAGGAGUCGCAGUUACUCCCCAAGGAGAAGCAGAGGAUCACCACGCUAUUCUCCCCGUCAUAGCAGAUCUCGCUCUCGUACAUAAGAUGAUUGGUGACACUUUUUGUAGAACCCAUGUUGUAUACAGUUUUCCUUUACUCAGUACAAUCUUUUCAUUUUUUAAUUCAACUGUUUUGUUCAGAGUGGGCUAAAGUGUUGAAUCGCAUUUUUGUGUAAUAUCCCUUUGCUCCUAACAUCUACAUUCCCCUCAUGUCUUUGAUAAAUUGUAUUUUAAGUGAUGUCAUAGACAGGAUUGUUUAAAUUUAGUUAAUUCUCCAUGCUCUUCAGACUGUGAUAUUGUGUAUAUGUCUAUUCUGCUCUGGUUUGUGUGAACUGGGAUGUUGGGGGGUGUUUGUGGUUAUCUUACCUGGGGAAGUUCUUAUGUUUAUCUUGCUUUUCAUGUGUCUUUCUGUAGACAUAUCUGAAGAGAUGGAUUAAGAAUGCUUUGGAUUAAGGAUUGUGGAGCACAUUUCAAUCAUUUUAGGAUUGUCAAAAGGAGGAUUGAGGAGGAUCAGAUCAAUAAUGGAGGCAAUGGUAUGACUCCAAGUGCUAUUGUCACAGAUAAAUUGGCAGUAUUGACCUUAUACUAAAAGACAAGGGUUAAAAAUGAGUAUAUCUACCUUAAAAUACUUUUAAACUGCUUCUUAUGCAGUUGUCUUUAGCUACAAUUGCUUUCCUCUUUAAACUUUGGCAAUUGUGGCAAAAUUACCUUGCCCAUUUGUAACAAUUUGCUCCCUUCCCCCCUUUUUUAUUUUAGUAGGGACUAAUGUGGGAAGAACUGGCUAAUGUGUCACAGUACUUAGUUAACAACUGUUAUUUGUGACCUGCUGUUGAUAUACAUGUGGGUACAGGGUGUCUUUAAUUCCAAUGAGAUAGAGUAUAAUAUCAAUACUGCUAAAUCUGCAUGUCCUCUGUGUGACUGAUAGAGCAUUGCUAUUUCAUUUUUUAAAGACAAAAUGAAAGCAGAAUAUAGAAUUCAACAUAUUGGUGUAGAUAAUCUAGUUGGGAGUACUUUUAAGUCUCGCCUUCCCCUUUAAUAUUCAUAAUUGACUCAUGUUUGAAACACUUUAAUUUACAAAUUAAAUUGCAGAUGGGAGCAUUAGAUUUAGUUUAGACUUAGGUGGGUAGCAAUACCAGUAAACUUUUCAACUACAUAACUCUUUUUGCAACCACAAAACCUGUAAUGCUCUGUAAAGUAACAAGUGUUGGCAUUAUCAGUUGAACUGUAAAUAUAAAAUGCUUCUUCCAAUUAGUCUCUAUGAUGGUUAAGUUUCUAAAAUUUAUCUGAACACCAUUCAGAAACUUGUUUUGGGGAAUUUGAUAGUUAUUGAUGUACAUCUGUUAAACUGAUGACAGACAUAACUCAUCAUUCCCCAGAAACCUUUUUUGAUUACAGUAUCUAACAUUUUGCCUCCUCUUUUUUGGUUUUGCUGGUUAUAAAGGUUUGGAUUGGAGAGGGCUCACUGGAUCCCAAUCCUUGGAGCUGGAUCAUUGGAUUCAAAUCAUAAUGUGGAUAGGAUAGGGAGGAUGAAUUACAAGGAUUCAUGGAGCGGGAUCAGAUUACCAGGAACAUAGGAGUGGAUUCCUGCCCCAACCAAACCGCAUUCGUGUGGAUUUUUUUAUUCAACUUAAUUGGCUAUUCCAAAGAAUUUUUUUUUCCUAUUUUUGACGAUUGGAGCCCUUAAGAUGCACGAUGGAAUUGUGUUUUGCAUUUUUUGGUAAAAGGAGCAAAGCGAGGACCUGGAGAUAAUACGCUGGAGCAAUCUCCUUGGAAGGAUUCAGCACGAGUAGAUGGUAAACAUUUAAAGGGGAAAAGGGGGGGUUUGUUUAAAAUAGUAAUCAGUAAGUCACUUCUAAAUUUAAAGAAAACAAAAUUGGAGUUGAAGAAUAAGUAGGUUUCCAAUUGGCUAUUGCCGUUUUUCUUUGAAAAAAUAAACAUUUUUUAAAAAACUAUGCAUGGUUGUCCUUUUUCCUCUUCAUGUAAGAAUUUAACUGGGUUGACUAGUCUGUCAGUACUUUGAAUUGAUAAGACUCUGACUCUUGUGUUAGUAAAUUAAAGUUUCUUGAAAGGCAAUCUAAUAAAUGGUUUUAACUGUCUCUUAUUGUUGAUUGUAAAAUCUUCAGGGGAAGACAAAAGAUGAGAUAAAGGCAGUUAUAAAUGUGUUUGUAACCAGUAAGUGGGGGUGAUUCAGCCAGUCUCUGAAGGAUGAACUUCUCAUUCUUUGCUUAAAAGUGACUAAGAACUUGAUGGGCUUAUAGUGUAAGAUAGGUUGACAUUAGUAAAUUAAUGCUUGGAAGUAGCCUUUGAGAUUCUGAGACUCAAAAAUUGAUAAACAAGUAACAUUGCAUUUCCUUUUUGAAAUGUGAAUAGGGCACUGAAAGAAACUGAGCGACUAAUAAAAAGCUAGAAUUCUUUAACCUUGUAAAAAGAUUUCUCAACUGUGUCGUUUUCUGUGCCCAGAAUUUUAGUUCUCUACCAAAGCAGUGAUUAUAGCUUGAAGUUGACUAGUUCUUAUCUUUAUGGCCCCAUGAUGCAAAGUUUUCAAAUUAAAACUCCAGUCUCAUAGCUAAAGCCUUCAAGCUACUCCUUUCUAUGCUCAGCAGAAAUAACUAGAACUUAACAUUUCUUUUGGGAAGCUGAAUUUAAGAUGAUGAUUCAGGUGAGAUAAUUUUAAGCGUAGAGGAAACCAUUUUGUUAUUGGAAGAAGUGAACUCCAGUAGGGAUGCCCAUAAGGUCAUUCAGCUGGUCUGUUUUAAUGAAGCUUGUGCAAUGUCAGGAGGAAGAGAGGGAAUGUUAAAUUCAGAACUAGGGUUUUAUUUUUAAGUGUGUGGUAUAGAUCACUAAGUAUUUGUUUAGAAUUAAAAUACAAUGGCCAAGGAGCAGAAUUUCAUGUGGCAUGCUUGAAAUUUUAAAUUCCAUUUCAUGUGUAUUUUAGGUUAUUAAAGGGAAACAUAAAAUGACUAACAUGAUUUUGAAAGGUGAAUGCAUGCUAGAUUUAAGCAAGCAUGGGUUCAUUUAUGUUCUUUGAAUGUUUUGGGAACAGGACCAAAAUGGUCUUGAUUCAAGGCUGAAUUUGAGCUAGGUUCUAACCCUAGAUUGAAAUAGAAGUUACUCAAUAUUGUCUGUAGAUUUAAGUUGAAGAUAGGACUUGAGGUGCAUACUUUAUGAUUAAUGUGACCCAGACAACAUAAAGGCAGAUAAGGUAGAUGGUUGCUGCUCUUUUUAGUCUUAGAAAAAUGAACCUCUACCUGUAUUGGCAACUAUUGUUAGAAGAAAGUCAUGCCCUUUAAAAAAGGAACUAUAAAAGCUGCCUUGGCUUUUUUUUUCCCUUUAUUUAUGUCCUACUAGAAUAUUGUAGGGAAACUAAUUUAUUUUCUAACCAGGGAAAAUUUUAAAGUCUUUAAGAAGCAAUUACUUUACAUAACAUCAGAUUGAAUAACUCACCUUGCUGUUCAGCCCACAUUCUACAGGAGAUAAAAGGUAAGACCCGUUUUCUGACUCCUAAUUGUUCGGGAUCUGAAUUUUAUUUUAAAAAAUAUUUUUAAGGAUAUUGUUUGGAAUAUUGAAUAGUUUCUCCUCACAAAAAAUGCUUCCCCCCCCCCAAAGUUUUAUACUUUUAAUAAAUUUUGAGUGUUCAUGUAGCCA